UCAGAGCGACGCUAAUGGUGUUGCAAGCGGACGCCGGUCUAACUUUGUCUUUUGGCCGAGCUCAGGGUCUGUUUUCCGUCGUCGAGAGACUGAAAGGCGCCAGGGAGCAGGACCUGAGGAUCGUCCUCCUAGGCCUGGACAACGCGGGGAAGACGACGCUCCUGAGGAAGUUAGCGUCUGAAGAUGUCCGCACCGUAACCCCCACGCAGGGCUUCAACGUUAAAAGCGUGUCUGCCAAUGGCAUGAAACUCAAUGUGUGGGACAUUGGGGGCCAACGGAAGAUUCGCCCUUUCUGGAAAAAAUAUUUCGAGAACACAGAUUUGCUGAUCUAUGUGAUAGACAGCGCAGACAAGAAGCGUUUUGAGGAGACUGGUCUGGAACUCUCGGAGCUCAUUGCCGAGGAGGACCUGAAGGGCGUGCCUGUGCUCAUCUUCGCCAACAAGCAGGACCUCGCCACUGCCUCGCCGGCCAGCGAGAUCGCGGAGGGACUUAACCUGCACACCUACCGGGACCGGCAGUGGCAGAUCCAAGCCUGCUCUGCACUGUCUGGGGAGGGCGUUCAGGAUGGCAUGAGCUGGAUCUGCCAUAACAUCGCAAAUAAGAAGAAAUGAUCUAACUGCAUUUUCCAGCAAAGGGAUUUGCGGUCGCUCUUAUUUGACACUUCCUGGUGUUUCGCCGUCCUGCUGUAAUACUUUUUCAACAUCAUUCCUAAGAAAUUACUCAUUUCCCCAAAAACAAGAAGACAGAUUCUGUUCUAAAGUCUAAAGUAACUUAUAAAUUAGCACAAAGAAAACAGCAGACCAAUCAUUAUAGUCUAUAUUGUUAAGGAAAAUUUUGUUUAGUACUGUACAGUUUAGUAACAUGAGUUAUAAUAUAAGAUAGAUUUAGUGUAUAUGAUUACAGUGCUGAAAUACACUUUUUAUAAUUAAUUAUUUUCCCUUUUUAUUCCAUCCUUCUCUUUAUAUGGACAGAUAACUUGGGGCCUAAAGCACAGAAUGUAAUCAGUAUUUUACAGGAAUGAAAUUAUCACCUGGAAAA
Messenger RNA from Brienomyrus brachyistius, 1038 nucleotides. It is a transcript of the gene arl3l1, whose product is annotated as ADP ribosylation factor like GTPase 3, like 1. Bases 15 to 611 code for a protein of 198 amino acids. Gene Ontology annotation, molecular function: GTP binding; GTPase activity. The transcript has 5 exons. Lineage: Eukaryota; Metazoa; Chordata; Actinopteri; Osteoglossiformes; Mormyridae. Gene Ontology annotation, cellular component: cytoplasm; microtubule cytoskeleton. Gene Ontology annotation, biological process: cilium assembly. The record is from RefSeq and is a predicted model, not a curated record.